Poeciliopsis prolifica (blackstripe livebearer) is the source of this 3657-nucleotide messenger RNA. RefSeq lists its product as uncharacterized. The coding region runs from base 1033 to 1983 and encodes 316 amino acids. Gene Ontology annotation, molecular function: MHC class II protein binding; protein tyrosine kinase binding. NCBI's taxonomy places the organism in Eukaryota, Metazoa, Chordata, Actinopteri, Cyprinodontiformes, Poeciliidae. The record is from RefSeq and is a predicted model, not a curated record. The transcript is spliced from 10 exons. Gene Ontology annotation, cellular component: membrane raft; external side of plasma membrane. Gene Ontology annotation, biological process: interleukin-15-mediated signaling pathway; positive regulation of ERK1 and ERK2 cascade; T cell activation.
UCUACUGACCCCAACAGUCUCUACUGACCCCAACAGCCUCUACCGACCCCAACAGCCUCUACUGACCCCAACAGUCUCUAUUGACCCCAACAGCCUCUACUGACCCCAACAACCUCUACUGACCCCAACAGUCUCUAUUGACCCCAACAGCCUCUACUCUCUAUAAACUAUAACUAUCGGACCAAAUGAUGGUGAAAUAUUCAAUGUUUUAUUGUUGGUUUGGAUCAAAAACCAAACACUGAAAACCUCACAGCUGUAAGACAUGAGGCAGCUCCAGAACCUGAUCGUUGUUGUUGGGUUAUCAAUGUCUGGGCCGACUUCACUGUGCCAUGAUCCGAAAAGUGAACAGUUGAAACAUUUUGAAACGCAGCACUGCUUAAUAACAGCAUAUCGUCCACCAGAGGGCAGAAGAUCUUCUCUGAGGCAGUUCAAGCAAGAUCAGGGGAAGGAACAAAAAUGACAAGAUGGCCACCUUUCUUUGGCCAUUUUCUGCCAAACAGAAAAUAUCACAGUGAACAUCUCUGUUGUGGCUGGGAAACGUCAGAGGAUCCUGCAGAAAGAGCUGGAACAUUUCAGAGACAAACCAGUUAUUGACCUGAAAACCUUUUCCUCACUCUGAUGCCAUCAAACAUCCAACGAGAAUCAAUGAAUCUUGUUGGUUCACCUUGGGGAAUUAAGAAUGAUAUCAGUUUUUCAGCCUGGUGUGAUUAUAAGUCUAUAAACUACAACAAUUAAUGGACAUUUGUCUGCAUAUGUGUUACAGCUGCAGCUUUGAAAUAACUUCUGUUGAUGUGGUUGUUAACCACACCUGACAAAGAACAAACCAAACCACACAUGAUUUGGUCUUUGUGGUUAAAACCUCCAGAGCUCAACUGAUCCUGAUGCUCAUCAAACAUUUCCUGUUCAACUCUCCCCACUGCUCUUCUUCAUGUGAACCAGACCACCCACCAGUCAGAGGAAGUGGUGAGUAUCAGGAAGCUGAAGCUCCGUCUCGGUUCAGUCAGUUCUGACUGUGAGAGCAACAGACACACAAUGGCUCAACUCUCAUGGAUUCAAGGCUUUUUAUUCAUCAUCCUGCAGCUCACAGUCACUGCAGAUGAAACAUCUGUUAUAAAGAGAGAAGGAGAUGAAGUCAUGUUGUCAUGUCCAAAACUGAUCGAUGGUCAGAGGAAGUGCAGAAAUACAACAUGGAGCUUUGCUCAUUCAAAAACCAGUUCAUCAGUAGAACUGGUUUUACUGGGUCAGAUUAACAACUAUAAACCAGACAGACUGAGUCUGACAUCAGACUGUUCUCUGGUUAUAAAGAAGGUCAGAGAGGAAGAUGCUGGACAAUAUCAUUGCCAACAAUGGGGCUCUGCGUUUCGUCAGUCUACUGUAAAUCUGUCUGUUGUUCACUUGACUGAACAGACGGAGAAUCAGAGGGCGACAUUAAGCUGCUCUGUGGUGACCUUUAACCCCUGUGGAUACAAAGUCCAGUGGUUUUAUCAGGAAAUGAACAACAAAGAAUCAUCAUCAGGUCGUGGCUGCUCUGCUACUGUCACUUUAUCAUCAGGGUUUAGGUUUGCUCAGUGUAAAGUGACUCAAACUGGAACUGAUGAAGAGUUGAGCUUCAGUCUGCAGCCGUCAGUCGAACAUGCAAGCAGCUUUCCACCAACUUCAAACACAACCCAGAAGAAACCAGAAAACGCUUCAAUCAGUCCAGUGAUUUCUGUAGCUGUGGUUUCACUCAUUGUCCUGAUAACUGCUGUGGUGAUCAUUAUAUGGAGAGCUACAGGAAAGAAAACAAAGCCUGGUGAAAAAGAUGUUGAACUUGAAGAUGACGUUUAUUACUCCACCAUCAGAAACGCAGAGGAAACUAAAGGAAAUGCUCAGUUUGUUAAACAUGAUGCAGUGAGCUGCAGCACCGUGGAAGCCUGUUCCUCCUCUGCUGCAGCCUCUGAUGAUCCCAACAAGAUCUACAGUUUAAUAAGCUCAAUCAACUAAAACAGCAAAUAAGACCGAACUCAUGAUGCUCCAGAAACCUGAAGCUGAAUACCCUCUGAACAGGUUCAGUGUUGAUGCCGAUGAGCUGCAGAUGACUCAUCUGACCCCUGGAUGACCCCCAAGUAAUUACAGCCUGACUGAAAGGAAGCAAUGUAUGGGAUAACUUAUUUAUUGAACCAAAAUAAUGAUUGGCUGAAUAACAGAGAGCAAAGAGAGGCAGAGAGGAAUGAGUGGUGGAUCUUUUUCUGAUGGUUUUUUUUAUUGCUUCGUACAAUUUACCUGUGGCUAAGCUAACACUGGCAUUGGGUGGCAUGUGUGUGGCCCCUGUAACGGUUAAAUUCUUACAAUAUGUACAUAGAUCUCUAUUUGACAGUUAAAUAUACCAACUCUGGGAAAUAUUACCUGUCUGCUCUUUUUUGCACCAACUAUCUCUGAUGAAGAUGCAUCACUCCCCAGCUUUGCUCUGUUGACAUCAUGGCAGCGACCCAUGCAGGACUCUAACUUGCUCGCUGAGUCUGGUUCUGAUAGUUGAUGCCAAGUUUCUGCUAUAAACACAAUGCAACAGUUUCAGAAGCACUUCUUGGAUGAAAUCUGUAACCUUAGCAUGCAGGUUUUCCAUAGCUUAUAGGUUAUCAGCUAUGGAAUGGAGCUGCUUUGGAUAGGAUAGACUAGAAAGCAGUGAAUUUAAUGUUUUCCUCUUUUGCUGUUGACCCUGCAGCCUACCUUUUGUUUCCUUUGUUUAUGCCCUGCAACCUGGAGUCUUGACCGUCAUCCAGUGUGCUGGGGAAGCAUUGAUACCAUUAUAAUCCUUUCAUAUCAAAAUCCUAAGAUCAGAAGCUUAAGGCAACAUGAAUAAACACACAUAUAUCAGUGAUAUUAGUGACACAGUGAAUGAAGCAUCAUCAGCAUUAACUGUAGAAGCUGCAAUCGCAACGUUAUCAAUUACCGAGUUAAACAUUUCCUGUCUGUUGGUUUUUAUUAUGUUAGUUUAAACUAUGUAACCUGUGAUCAUUUCAAUAAAUUGUCUCACUAUCUGAAAAUAAAGUUUUUUGCAUUACACUUGUAAUUGGGAAUUUCUUACUGUCAAAACAUUAUGUGAGUAUGCAGACAGAGGCGGGUCGUCAGUGUGAACAAACAUGAUCAGUGUUGCUUAUUUACAACAGGAAGAAGGUGAUGAGUUGCAACAGUUUAAAGUUGUCCAUAUCUUUCCAGGUUCAACAACUUUAAAACACUUUCAGUCAAGAUUUCAUUAGUCUUAACUUUUUAAAAUGUUUCUGGCGUUUUAUUCACAAUACUGCAUGUGUUCAGCUAACAGGAGACCAGAGGCCGUCAUCAGAGUUUAUCUGAUUAUAGCAGGGGGUAAAACCAGACACGUUCUCACCAAACACGUCUUCAAUUGUCUAAAAAAAAAACUGAGUUAAAUGACGGCAUUAGAAGCAGCUUUCAGCAUCUAUGCACCAAAACUUUGGAACAAACUUCCAGACAACUGUAAAACAGCAGAAACCCUGACUUCUUUUAAAUCGCAAUUAAAAACACACCUGUUUAGAAUUGUUUUUGAAAUGUAAUAUGUAACAGUGUAUUGUUUAUUCCAUGAUGCAUGACUUUGUGUUCUUGUGUUUAUGAUGUAAAGCACUUUGAAAUGCCUUGCUGAAAUGUGCUAUACAAAUAAAAUUU